CUCAGUUUCUCCGCGCUCCUCUACCCCCUUCGCAUCUCGCUGUCUGAAGACGUCGUUGGUUGGAUUUCGCAGCUCGGUCGUGCAUUCGCCGGCGUGAUACUUCCUGUCAAAAGGCAAUUCGAAGUUCGUUAUAUUGAUUACACAACUCAGAGAUGGUUAUCCCACCGCCAGCUAAGUCACCGAGAAUAAUAAACUUUCUCAAGCCUUACAUUCUGAAAAUGCACUUCAUUAACAAGUUCGUAAGUGCCCAAGUGAUCCAUUCCCCUACUACGACUGUCGCGUCUUCAGCGAGCUCACAGGAGAAGGCUUUGAGACCGAGCAUGGAGUCUGCUCGAGAUGUGGCCGCAGCUGCGAAGAUAGGAAAGAUACCGGGAGAGAGGCUGCUGCUCAAGGGCAUCGCUGCUGUUGAAGUCCACUUGAAAAGAGAACAAAAGUAUCAAGGCAAAGUUAAGGCAGUCGUCGAUUCUGUGAGAGAAGCAAGUGUGAAGCUGCUUUGUGAACUUCUGAAUUUAUUGGCUAUUAUCGGGGUGAGAAUGAUUGAAAAUGAUGAGCCUGCCGCUCAACUCUUAAAUACUGAAGUCGUUGCAUCCAUACAAGUUGCUUCAGAGUCCAAUAUAGAUCAUUGA
This is a messenger RNA of Eucalyptus grandis, 626 nucleotides long. RefSeq names its product 50S ribosomal protein L18-like. Bases 153 to 626 code for a protein of 157 amino acids. Gene Ontology annotation, cellular component: ribosome. Gene Ontology annotation, biological process: translation. The record is from RefSeq and is a predicted model, not a curated record. Lineage: Eukaryota; Viridiplantae; Streptophyta; Magnoliopsida; Myrtales; Myrtaceae. The transcript is spliced from 3 exons. Gene Ontology annotation, molecular function: 5S rRNA binding; structural constituent of ribosome.